AUGUCGUAUGAACACUAUGGAGAGGAUGGAAACUCAGUACGAGAUGAGAUAGCUGGUCCGGAGACGGCGAAUUUGUAUCAUGUUGUUGAUCGGGAUAAUGUUCAUGGGUUGAACUUGAGUGUACCCGAAGAUGCGAAGGCGCUAAUAAAACCUUGGGAUGAACGUGAAGAUACAGACCGAUACGCGGAUUCAGGUGUAGACGAUCAGCUCGUUAUACACGUACCGUUCUCGCAGAACGUACGUGUCAGGUCGAUUCUUCUCAAGCUUGGCCGUGGAGAGUUAACACCAAGGCACCUACGCAUAUACGCAAACCACACCAACAUCGUCGACUUCGCCGAAGCAGAAUCGACGAAACCACAACUUAAUAUCUCACUUCAGGAGGGUGAGACGGGUGUUGUGGAAUAUCCCUUGCGAGCUGCGGUGUUUGCGAACGUGCAUUCACUAUCUCUCCACUUCAAUGAAUCGAUUGGAGAAGAAGUUUCGAGGAUAUAUUAUAUCGGUUUCAAAGGCGAUACGCGACAAGUGCAAAAUGCGGGGACGAAUAAGUUGGAAGUGCCUGCUGAGAAUGCGGCGGACGCGUCGCUUGUUGAUCGAGUGCGAGAGAGAGCGUCCGGACAACAGGAUACGGCUCGAUGACGUUUGUGUAGUGGGUAUUUAAAAUGGAGAUACUUGCAUUACGAGUUGGUUUAAAU
Molecule: messenger RNA, 692 nt
Organism: Fomitiporia mediterranea MF3/22
Lineage: Eukaryota; Fungi; Basidiomycota; Agaricomycetes; Hymenochaetales; Hymenochaetaceae
Product: DUF1000-domain-containing protein
Exons: 4
Coding region: 1-636 (211 amino acids)
Cellular component (GO): nucleus
Source: RefSeq, a predicted model, not a curated record